This is a messenger RNA of Mycena citricolor, 560 nucleotides long. The record is from the annotation of a GenBank genome assembly. Lineage: Eukaryota; Fungi; Basidiomycota; Agaricomycetes; Agaricales; Mycenaceae.
GCGAGUACCUUUCCCAGAACUGUACAAGCAAAAUGAUACAGCUUGGGCAGAAAUAGCAGAAGUACGCACCAUGGAACAUGGACCAGACAUUGUGGCCACGCGAGUGACCCUCCCGGGGGAUGUGUUGUCCGCAACCUCCCCCCCGAGGCGAGUAGAGGAUGCUGUCUGCCAACCUCUGGGAAACACUGACCACGUUGCGAGGGGCCAGAGCAAGACCGGGAUCCGACGGGACAUACACGAGGAGGAAGAUGAAGACGAGCCGCUGACCGACGAUGAGUUGCUGAGUGAGGACACGACAGAAAAGGGGGACCAACCUGAGCCGACGGUGGCGACGUGUGUUGCCCCAAUGGGGGCUGAGUUGUGCGCAGCCGCCCCCGCGAGGGGAGUACUGGCGGCUGAGACACUGGAACGUCCACACACUGACCAAACCCCCGAAGGUGUUACACCCGAAGUGCCCAUACCACAGAACACGCAUGCCCGCGAGAAAGAGACUAGAAGUGUAGAGGAAUUGCCCACGGCAGUGCGUGUGGCCGCACCGGGGGACGCAUUGUCCGCAAUCU